AUGAAUGGGAGUGGUUAGAUGGCGGUCGGAAGCAUGUCUGUUGUGGCGCUCUGUAGGUAGUCAAUGGAAGUCUGUUACGAGAGUUGUAAACAGUGAGGCGUCUGGUCAAGUCAGUGUUGGUUUUGGCAGCAGUUUUCCUUUGGUGUGUCGUUGUUUGGGUGUUAUUUGAUAGAUUUUGGGGUUGUGAAGUUGUUGUGCGUGUGUCUGUCUGGUUGUGGUGAGGUUAAGAAGGUUGGUGGUGCAUUUUCGGUGUCUGUUAGUGGUGGUUGGGGCAGGGUUGGUUUUGGCGGGUUGUUGUACUGCUGUAAGUCGUGUGGUUGUCGUGUUUUUUCAGGCGGUUGGUGUUCAUCUGCAUUUAGUCGUUGGGUUAUUGAGUUUUUGUGGGGUUGUGGGUCCCGGGUGGUUGAUUUGUGUUUGGUUGUCGGCGGUGGUUGUGUGUUGGCUACCCUAUAGCCUAUAUAUCCAGUGGACGACAGCACAGCCUAGUCCUAGGUAUCAGAAGCCAGCGGUUCUCUGAGCAAACCUGAGAGUUUACUAUUGGAAGAUGUCUUACCGGGAAAUAAGAAACUUGAUUGAGCACACAAAGGUAUUAGGAUUCCAUAGGGUAAUAUCCAUGGAAAAUUUUUCAACACCCAAUUUCCCUCUGGUUUCCGAAAUCCUAAUCUGGGCCAUGAAAAUCGUGGACAGUGAGUAUGAAGUCAGCAGCGUCAUUGAUUUUGAACCGGACCGCGUUUUGCUUAUUCGCAUUGCUGCCGUUUUCUUUUAUCAGAAGAUGGGCAUUAAAAUAAAUACAGUGAAGUUGUACGGAGCAGAUAAAUUAGCUGUCCGUGAACUCUUGAAAGUGACUACCCGUCUCUAUGCAGCCACCCAGACUGCCCUCCAUUCACCACCAGUCAAUGAAGACAAUGAGGAAUUGGAAGAGAAUUUAACUGUUAAUCUGAAUGUAAAGGAAUUGCGAGAGUUUCGACAGCUUGCCUCCAGUAUUGUGAUGGAUGCUGCCACUCUCCACGAUAGCCUGAACAAUGAAAUUGAUGCUAAGAUUAAACGAGAAGUUACCCUGAACCAGGCCUUAGACAUUGAUCGGCUUGAAGCCACAUUGGUGUCGGCCCUUCAUGCCCUCUCUGCCACUGUUGCAGAACUCAAGGAAACGACACAGCAGCUGGAGAAACAAAAGGCUGAGGUGGAAGAAAAACUUGAGAAGAAGAGAGAGUCAUUGGUCAGGAAUCAUCGAAGGCUGGAGGCCUUGAACAGAAUCAAACCAGCUUGGCAGACUGAAUUUGAAGAUGAAGAGGCAGAACUCCGCAAAGCCUGGGAGGAAUAUGUUACAAAGCACAAGACUUUGGCAUAUUUAGAGCAUCAGCUUCAGGUACUGGAAGACCAACAGCUACGCAACCUUGAUGUGGCCAUGCAGAUGGGUAAAGAGGCUGCAGCAGCUGAUCUUAGAAAUUCAGAGGAUGCCAAGGAACAACUGCAGACAAAAAGUCGGAGAAUCUUCGGGAGCAUGACUGGAGAAGGUCUCGACACUUCAGACACAGAGUCUACAGAUUCUUUCCUGAAUGAUUCGGCCAGUGACGACGAUAGUCUCACACUUCUCUCGAAGGAGGAUUCGACAGAAAAGGCUCUUGGGAUUAAGAAAGGAAGUCCCUUGUCUAAAACAAGAGAGGAUCUCCAAGAUCAAUCUUUGUACACAAAACAAGGUUGUAAAUCCCUCUCUGGAAGAAAAGUUCAGAGACGACCGUCUUCCGCGCGGCCCAAGUCGGCCCACUCUGAGUCGAGAGUGAACAACUUAUCGGCGUGGACGGGCAGCGUCAAAGGCAGUGGUAGAGUUUCUCCUCUUUCAGCUUCAGAGGACAAUAGUGAUGGAUUUUAAUGAAGAUGAAAAUGCUAUUUUUAUAUUCAUAGUCUGUGUUACUGAACUAGUUGAGAAUGAAGCAAGAAGAUAAAUUAGUGCACAACUAUUUGUCUUCCAAAUUUGAUAAAUUCAGGGAUUCAGGUUUGCAAUUUUCAGUACAUAUAGGAUUGUGUUGGUAUUUCUCAUAUGAUAUACUGAUUUCAUUUCAGGUAACUGUUUGUGGUUUGUUACUGCCUAAUAUUUUAAGCACAGUUGUAUGUGCACUGAUUUGUGAACUCAUUUCUAGUCACUAAAGUAGGACCUUUGUGAGCAGAGCAAUUAUGUUGGUGGUUGUAACUGAUGUCUUCCUAAAUUUAGACAGUAUGAUUCAUAAAAUACAAAAUGAAAAUUCUGUAUUUUCUAAUGCAUGUACGUAUGGGCAUUGCACCAACAUCAGAUAAAUUACUGAUAGACUUAGAGUGGGUUAAUAUCAUUUGUUACAUGUAUACUGAAUUAAUACUACUAUGGGUUACUUGCCAAAAAUGUUUUUGACAUUAAAAUAUGUAAAGGCAUUCCAUGGAAGAUUUGGGCCUGGUAGCCUUCACACUUCUUUCUCUUUGUAUGCUGUGCAUUAUACUUUAUUAUUAUUGAGAAGUAUACUUUAUUGUAUUCAGAAGAUGAAACCCAUUCAUAUGGUUUACAUUGCAAUGUUACAUAUAUUUCCAAGGAAAACAAAUAUAGAUAUGUAACAAAGGAAAAAUGAAUAAAUAACAGUAAAUCACACUUCGGGUUGGCAUACUUCAUACAAGAAAUUUUCCUCUAUUUUUUUUUGCUAAAUCAUGAUAAAACACAGUGAAGAAAAGAGUCUACAGUAAAUGCAGAAUUCCAAAUACUACUAAUAAUAAUAAUGAUAAUAAUAGAGUUGGAAUAAUAGUAAUAAUAAUAAUAAAGAAUUGGAAUAUUCCCAAACUUUUCAAUGCACUUGCAGCAGCAAUCUUCACUUUGGCUUCUUAGCCUCUAUCUUCCAUGGAUGCCUCUUUUCAUUCAGGAAAAAUAGUUUCCAGAUUCAAUAUUGUUAUUGUUGUGAGGAAGUAAAGUCUACAAAAACUCACUCACAGACAUUGAGGGUCAACUAACAAAAGGAAUGGAAUGGCCAUUUUGUAUCAUUCUGUGUGGGAGAAUUAUGGAUGUAAAUUAUUUUAUAAUAUCAAAUAGCCUUAUACAAUAAUCACUUUUGACAUAACCUGCUUGUAUACAUAGGUUAGUAAAUCGAAGUAUGAUCAUAUAUUUUAUUAAAUGUCAUACUAA
Macrobrachium nipponense is the source of this 3139-nucleotide messenger RNA. RefSeq names its product clusterin-associated protein 1-like. Bases 545 to 1870 code for a protein of 441 amino acids. Gene Ontology annotation, cellular component: intraciliary transport particle B; centrosome; cilium. NCBI's taxonomy places the organism in Eukaryota, Metazoa, Arthropoda, Malacostraca, Decapoda, Palaemonidae. The transcript has 10 exons. Gene Ontology annotation, biological process: cilium assembly. The record is from RefSeq and is a predicted model, not a curated record.